AGGUCUUCAGAGAAUUGGUGCAUUGAUGCCUCUACACUUUGGUAACCUUAUCCCCUAUUACCCCUGCCUAAAUUCGCGACAAUGUUGAAACCACAUUCCGAUGAAUAAAUACUUUUUGUGUAUAUAUAUUGUUAUUUAAGAGCUGAUUAUAGAACGUCGUGACUUCUUUCCUAAUGAAAGAAUUAUAAAGAAUCGCUGUUAUACGAAAUUGGACUUAUGCCCGGAGUGCUUUAUAGCCAAUUACAAACGACUGACACUUGUAAUGAAGCAAUUAAUCACUCUCUUGUAUAAAUGCCUAACCUAACCAGGAGGUCCAAUGUAUUGGUGAGCCACAUAGCCAAAAAUAUCCUUGGAGAAGGGCAUAGGGCUUGAUGGAGAACUCCUCCAUCAGAAUUAGAAGAAAAAAAAUGCAUUGUGUACUUUGUUAAAUGGCAAGCAGUAGUGGCAGUAUUACCAAUACUAGUCCAGGAUAUGUCGCUGUCGAAAAAUAUAUUAACUAGUUCAAAUGUAAAGAUUACAGCUGACCCAUUUAUUACAUCUCACUCAAUAAUAUGGUGAUGGCAGGAAACGAAAGCACGCCAGCAACCUUGGCAGAUGAUGCGUUAUCCGCGAGACUACAGUGGUUACGUCAGCGUAGAGAAGCUCUGCAGGAGAAGCUUGCUCAAAAGAACAAUGAGCUGAAGAGCUUGUGUGUAGAGGAGGCAGAGAUAACAGGGAUUCUGCCUCCAGAAAUACCUUUGGAGCCUGGAGAAAGUCCACCAACUUUCCGUAGAAGAGCAGCCUCUGCAUUUAUAUAUCCAACAAAGCUAAUCAACAAACUGAAAGCAACUGAUCCUGAGGAAUCGGAAUUGGAGUUGGAACGGCAAGUACAGCUUGGCAUUGUGGAGGCUGCACUGGAGGUCGUCAAUGAUCCUACGGAGAGUAAAGCUACACGGCGCAAGCACAGACUCGCCUAUCAGCAGGGUCAGCGAAGAUUACAGGAGUUGGAUACCGAAUUGAAUUUCAUACGACAGAGUCGCGGUAAAACGCAUCGGCAGACAACGCAGCUGUCAGUUGGGACGCAAGGAAGUUACAACACGCAUCCACAUUCGCACGCCAACGUGAAGCAUCGGACGAAGAAACCGCGACCACCGCUGGAUAGUGCAGGAAACGAGGUCAGUGCCGUGAAGUCCGCCGGAAGAGGAAUACUUCACGAAACCGGUAUCAGCCUCAGUCCUUUAGGCCCUGAAGAUAAAUGUAUCACGUAUUCCGGACACACGUAUGAAGAGCAGCUGGUUGUGCCAACUCUGUGCAAUCUCCAUCAUCACAGCGGCACUUAUCCCGGCGUGAGUCCUAUUGAGCAAUCCAACAUCAAGAUCGUGGAGCACGAUCACAACGACAAUCAAAACGUCUACAUCCUGCCCGACCAAUACCGCGCUCGCACGUAUUCUCAUGGCAGUGGCGGCUCCCGUGGCCACCGGGACCAUUAUCAGGACACCGAGAGAACGUAUCGUCCUUACGUGCCGAACACCUAUACCGAUGACGAGCGGCAGAUGCGUUACCGGCAAUUCCAGCAGCAGCAACAACAGCAAUACUUUCCGAAGCAGCUUCUAUACGAACACAUGGCACAAAACUAUAGCCCACAAUAUUCCUUCGUUGAGUGUAAGCACUUGGACAACGCGGAUAUCAUCCGGAGAGCCAGCCAGGGAUCCUACGAGAGGGAGUUCCGCGUCUCUCAUUACGCGCCCGUUACCGACUAUCAGAUCUACUAUAAGAAUAGCGCGCAGUCUCAGACUGUGCAGAGGCGCGCCACGGAUCGCGACUCGUCCAACGGCAAGAACACCCUGCGGCACACGGGCACAGGCGCGCCGAUGAUCGACGCACAGUUGCCGGCCGGCUAUUGGAUGCGUCAGGAUGACGAGAUCGUCUGGGUGAGCAUGGACGAGCCGCCUAUGACCGCCGAUAGAUUCGGCAGUCUGGAUCGCAGAAGGCGGAACGCCCAGCACAACGGCGGUAUUGGCGUAAACGCGGACGCACAAUCGCGUUACCGCACUGUCGCGGUCGCCAGUACCAAGCCUUCAACGCACAGCAGCGCCUCCGUGUCGUCGUCGGCCCACCAGCACCACUCUGUUCAUCUGUUGCCGCUAUCUGAACAGCAGAUACCGGCGAACAACAAGAUGCUGCUGCGCACGCAGUCGUUAGGCAGCGUGGAGACGUGGCAGUCGAGCCACAGCCACGACUCGCACGACGGGAAGGAUAUCACGGCAGUGGAAUACACCAACCGGAAGAGUCGCCAGAAAGAGUGGUACGAGACGUCCCUGGAUUCCGGAAUGAGCAUCGGUCUGGAUCAAAACCUUAUCGCCGCGCGAAAGAGCACGCAAUAUCAGUCGAGUCCACCGCCAGCUCGUAUCAAGGCCGCCAGCAACGAAAGUACGAAGGACGAUCAGGUGAUGACCGGACCGCCAGUCAGUCCGGUGAACCGUCGGAAGAGGGACAAGCUCGAGGAGCGACAACACAUGAUGCAGCAGCAACCUCAUACGCGAUACGAUCAAUCCGCGACGAGGCCGAAGGUACUGGAGAUACCGGCCGAGUCGAAGCCGUCCCUCGACGUUUGCGACGACGCGGUGCGAGCGCCCUUGGGCUCGCCGCAGAACUGCACUGUAGUCCAGGCUGGCAAAUACCAGCCGUACCGGGAAGUAACCAAGCCCUUCGAGAUGUCCGACUUUUACAAGUACAGCACGAAGUUCCGCAAGAGAAACGAGGUCGCUGGCCAGCAACUCGGCAACGACUCGCCGCUCCAGGAGAACCGACCCGUCGCAGAAUCCGGCGACCUAUCCAAGGAUUCUAGUGCCUAUAAUUACGGGCAAAACGGCAGCGCCAGCGUGACCGCCAGUCCCGUACAGAGAAAAAUCUAUCAGCCGGUGCAGCGCAUGACCUGCCAACCAUAUCUCACGUCUUUAAGAUAAUUGCUGAGGAUAAUCGCACAUAUCGUAAUGUUCGUUCCCGUUGUCAUACGUAUCAUACCUGCGCGGUUGUGUAAAUUCGACGCAAGUACCUAAAGAAAAAUUAUCAUAUAUAAUGGUAUAAGAGAGAGAUUAUAUAUAAGAUUAUAUAUAAAUUAUAUAUAACACAUAUAUAUAUAUAUAUAUAUAUAUAUAUAUAUAUAUAUAUAUAUAUAUAUAUAUAUGAAUUUGGUCUCUAUAUAGUCAUAUAUAAAAAUAUACAUGUCCACACACAAAAAAGUAUAGUUGAACGAAAAGAAAGUUUUAUUCAAUCAAAUAUUGACAUUCUAGGCUAGUCACAAAUGUGAGUAUCUACUUCGAUUACAUUUGCACAAUAACAUUUUUUUCUAUGUGGACGUGUAUAAUUUAUAUAUGAUUCUAGAUGGCCAUGCACAGACAAAAUUCAUAUAUAAACAUCUUUUCCAGGUAGGCUAAUCCUAUCGAAAGAUGUCUUUUAUUCUUUCUGAUCUGACCUUUUCAGGGAAGAAUUCAUUGAAGUUGGGAAAAAUUGAUUUAAUAUUGAAAUAAUACAAAGGGUACAUUUCGAAAUGUACUGACAAUACUGAAGAUCCAUAGUAUAGAUAACAUAACAUAUAGUAUAGAUAAACUACAAAUUGUUAGCAUGUUCGAGAAUGCAGUCAAGUAUGACAUCUGUCAUUCAUAUGAAGGAGUGUCUCUUCAUAUAAGGAGUCUCUCUUUUUCUUGUUGUGGAUUUAUUCACAGUAAUGUUCACACAUUUGUUAUUGACGAUGUUUAAAUUAGACAAACUGUAUAUAUCUAAACACAUACAUAUAUAUCAGUAUCCCUGAAAAGGUUGAUCAUCAUCAAUAUCUCGUACGGUAGACGUGUAGGUACCGUAGAGAUUUUACACAGCACAAUUUUGCUUCCUUUAACACACACCACCAGUAUUUUCCAUUGCUCCGUUUCAAGAGUCAGUCAUUUGUCGAUGAUAGUCUUUGUUGAUCAUUAACGACGUCGAUGCAACUAUCGAUUGCGAUCGUAGUCGGGAGACUUGUAAUUCUGACACAUUUACCAAAUCGUAAAUUCGAUAUGUAGAGGUACAUAUUAUUUUUAGAAAUUUUACGAUGUUUAUAUCGCGUAUACGCGAAAUAAUUUUGCGUCAACAAAGAAACGAAGAAAAUUCGUAAGGAUUGCAAAAUCCUUUAAACUCUAACGUCGAUUUACAAAAAAAUAUUGGGACCUGAGUAGUGCCUUUUACUAAUUGAAGUGUCAAGUGGAUGACAGGACGCCUUUGUAAGAAAUACCUAGAAAUUAUUGAUCGUGAAAUGAAUUUGUUGAAAAAAUCCUCCACUUGUCGACUUCUAUUUUAAUUGCAUUCAUAAUUGUGUUCAGUAACGAAUUACAUAUAUUUUUCUAGAAAUUAUAUAUAUAUAGAUAUAUAAAAAUUAUAUAUUAUAGGCAGUGAAUUUAAAAAUUACUGUCGGUAUAAGUUGAUAAUAUUCUUUGUUAAACGAAACUCUUUCCACGUUCGAUUAUUCGAUGAUUAGACGAAGUGUAGAGUCUAUGAUUUUUGUGUGUGUACGAUCAAGUGCAUUGCUCUGUUUCUAUAGUUCUGUAGACCUCCAUAUGAGAGUCAAACUACUGCACACGAAAUUGUAGACGUAUGCAUUUUAGUCUCUUAAAAGAUAAUAUACAGGGUGCAGCAAAAGUAUCGGACCGGUAAAAUAUCUCGAAAAAUAUAAGUUUUACAGAAAAUUGCUUUAGAUAAAAGUUAUAAGUCUUAGGAAAAUCUAUUUACUGAUUUUAACAGUUUGAC
This is a messenger RNA of Odontomachus brunneus, 4758 nucleotides long. RefSeq lists its product as uncharacterized. The record is from RefSeq and is a predicted model, not a curated record. Gene Ontology annotation, biological process: establishment of epithelial cell polarity. The transcript is spliced from 6 exons. Lineage: Eukaryota; Metazoa; Arthropoda; Insecta; Hymenoptera; Formicidae. Bases 552 to 2945 code for a protein of 797 amino acids.